ACUUCAAGGUAGUUCAGAUAGCAAUACUACGCGCUACAUAACGCACCGGAUCUCUUCUAACCGGUGGAAAAUUGUCACGGUUUACAUUCGAUUAAUUUUUUUAGGGUCUGUGAUUGCAAACUUGACAUUUCCCCAAAUAAGAAUUAUUAGGUUGAAAAGAAAUGAAAGGGUUGCAAGUGCAAUGUCUUUACUUUCUUGUGUUAAAUUCAGUAUUGUCUGUCUCGUUUUUGGAAGAGGACCACUCCGUUCAUACCCUUGAGAAUUUGUCAGUAAGUCCAACUGGCCUCACAACCGAACACCACGUCUAACCACACCAGCCCAGGACCUCCACAUCCGGCUUCUUCACCUGCGGGAUCGUCUGAGACCAGCCACUCUGACAGUUGAUGAGUGUUUCUGUCUAAUAAAGCCCUUUUGUGGGAAAAAACUCAUUCUGAUUGGCUGGGUCUGGCUCCCCAGUGGGUGGGCCUAUGCCCACCCAUGGCUGUGCCCCUGCCAGUCAUGUGAAAUCCACAGAUUAGGGCCUAAUGAAUGUAUUUCAAUUGACUGAUUUCCUUAAAUGAACUGUAACUCACUGAAAUCGUUGCAAUUGUUGCAUGUUGUAUUUAUGUUUUUGUUCAGUAUAGAUAGGCUGCAGAAACUCAAAAGUUUUACACAAAACUUGUUGUAGGUCUUCUGCAAUUUUGAAGUAAGACAUAGAUGUUGUCAGAUUGCAUAUGAAUACAAAGGCUAUGGUCUAUUUAUUAUUCAAAAUAUAACAUAUUUGUGUCUGCUUUAACCGUCAUGGAAUGCAACCUCCAUUCAUUGCAGUGCAGUAGCUUAGUGCUUACCUAUAGCCUUGGCCAAGGAGUACGCUGACCCACUGUGAAUGCAGCUACUUUUAUACCCUGUGUGAUUUGUCAGAGCUAGAGGAACAAAGCUGGGAAAAGCUGUGGUUUCUAUGGGGUCUGUCUGACCAACUGAACCCUAGUAGCCCCCCUGGUACUGAGGGGCCUGUGCAGUCAGGCAUCCCAACCACCACCAGUGUGAUUUAAGAUUAGAAAUAGCAGCAUGGAUCAAAACAUUUUAUAAUCCAUAGGCCUACAGCUACUUUCCAUUGUCUUGCAUUCUGCCUGUCUGGUUUAUGGUCCAAUUAAUAUACAAAUAUUUCUAAAGCCAAUGUGUUGUGUUCACAUUCCUCUCUUAGAUAAUUUAAUGGACAACUUCAAGGACUUGUUUCAAAAGAACGAUGCCACUCCUCAUGCCUACACCAAAUUCUCCCUCCGGAAGCCUUUGAUGCCAGAAGAUGACAUCUGUUACAUCAUCCCCAGAAACCCAGAGUCUCUCAAAGAAUGCACUUUCAACAGCACCUCUAAAACUUUUCUUGUGAUCCAUGGCUGGACAGUGAGCGGCUUGUUUGAGAGCUGGGUGGCCAAACUGGUGUCAGCGCUAUAUGAGAGAGAGCAGGAUGCCAAUGUGAUCGUGGUGGACUGGCUGCACACAGCCCAGAACCACUAUCCUGUAGCCGCCCAGGACACCAAGAUGGUGGGACAAGAGAUCGCUCACUUCAUUGACUGGCUUGAGGAGGCAACCAAUAUCCCUCUUGAUAACCUCCACCUCAUUGGCUACAGUCUGGGUGCUCAUGUGGCAGGAUUCGCUGGGAGUCACGCCUCUAAUAAAGUGGGCAGAAUAACUGGUCUUGACCCAGCCGGGCCAGACUUUGAGGGAGAGCAUGCUCACCACCGCCUGUCCCCAGAUGAUGCUCACUUUGUGGACGUUCUUCACACCUUCACACGGGGCUCUCUGGGCUUCAGCAGCGGCAUCCAGCAGCCUGUGGGUCAUGUGGACAUAUACCCCAAUGGAGGCAGUUUCCAGCCAGGCUGCAAUCUGCAAAGCACCCUGGAGACUAUUUCAAAAUAUGGUCUCUUUGCCAUCACUGACAUUCCCAGAUGUUCCCAUGAGCGUUCCAUUCACCUGUUCAUCGACUCCCUGGUCAACGAGCAGGAGGCCAGCAUGGCAUAUCGCUGCGGGAGCAACGAUAUGUUCGACCGCGGAAUGUGUCUCAGCUGCCGCAAGAACCACUGUAACACCGUGGGCUACAACAUCAGAAAGAUUCGCAUGACACGCAGCAUCAAGAUGUACACCAAGACCAAAGACUCCAUGCCGUUCAGAGUCUAUCAUUACCAGCUGAAGAUCCACUUCUCCAGCAAGGUGGACAGGUCUGAGAUGGAGCCUUCACUGACAGUCUCUCUGAUUGGAACCAAAGGAGAAGUUGAAGACCUCAAGCUGACACUAAAGGAGAAGAUAACGACCAAUAAGACCCAUUCCUUCCUGUUGGUAGCGGAGAAAGACAUAGGUGACCUCCUGAUGGUAAAGUUCAAGUGGCAGGAGUCUACUAACUGGUCAGCCUCGUCCAUGCUCAAAAUGGUGUCAUCUUGGUGGUCAGGUGACUCUGCGGAUUCUGAAGUGGAGGUUCACAAAAUACGCAUCAGAGUCGGGGAGACACAGAAAAAGAUGUUGUUCUGCAUUAAAGGUCCUCAUGCCCUCAGCUUACAACAGGAAGUGACAUUUGUAAAAUGUAAAAUUAAUAGAAAAAAACAAACAUAAAAAAGAGUUAACCUCAGGAAUCGCUAAUAUUGAAUGUAUGGAGCAACAGACAAUUGCCCUCCUUCCACUGCCAAAGCACUUAGAAAAAUAAUGUAUGCAGCUGUAAAGGAUUUUGUCGUUCAAACUAUACAAAUACAUUUCCACCUUGUAUAUAGUGUACAGAAAUGUGUUAUUACAAAUGUGUGAAUAUUUGUAUUUAUUUUUUAAGCACUGCUUUUGUGCCACAUCAACUACGAUGUGGUGCUAAAGGAUAGUGAAUGCCAUCGUCUUUGCUGAUUUUCUGGCAACCCCAAAGAGAUGGUUCUUAUACAAAGUCGUUGGUGCCUCUGACUGACAGCGACCCAUAGACAGAAUGAGAAGAGGCCUCGAGGUACCUGCAGUUAAAACCUCAUGUGUUGCCUAUGUUAUGCUUAAACUGACAGAGCAUUCACCUUUGUCGUCCUCAAUACUAUGUGAUUGUAGGAUCGGACUCAGUGUGCCUUAAAAUAACUUAUUGUCAAUAAACUUGUCUUAACCUACUGCA
Molecule: messenger RNA, 3106 nt
Organism: Oncorhynchus mykiss (rainbow trout)
Lineage: Eukaryota; Metazoa; Chordata; Actinopteri; Salmoniformes; Salmonidae
Source: RefSeq, a predicted model, not a curated record